This is a messenger RNA of Hibiscus syriacus, 767 nucleotides long. Its product is annotated as 40S ribosomal protein S23-like. Gene Ontology annotation, biological process: translation. NCBI's taxonomy places the organism in Eukaryota, Viridiplantae, Streptophyta, Magnoliopsida, Malvales, Malvaceae. Gene Ontology annotation, molecular function: structural constituent of ribosome. Gene Ontology annotation, cellular component: ribosome; cytosolic small ribosomal subunit. The record is from RefSeq and is a predicted model, not a curated record. Bases 89 to 415 code for a protein of 108 amino acids. The transcript has 3 exons.
UGCACACUAGCCGGCUCUUCCCCUCUCGGCUUUGUUGUCUUACUCUCAGAAUUCGGUCUCAGUACAGCUUAAGCUCACACCAAUCAAAAUGGGGAAGACUCGUGGAAUGGGAGCUGGUCGUAAGCUGAGAACCCACCGUAGGAGGCAGAGGUGGGCCGACAAGGCAUACAAGAAGUCAAAUCUUGGAAAUGAAUGGAAGAAACCAUUUGCUGGAUCAUCUCAUGCCAAAGGCAUAGUUCUUGAGAAAAUCGGCAUUGAAGCUAAGCAACCUAACUCUGCUAUCCGAAAAUGUGCUCGUGUUCAGCUAAUCAAGAAUGGAAAGAAAAUCGCCACAUUUGUACCCAAUGACGGUUGCUUAAACUAUAUUGAGGAAAAUGUAAGUUAUACUGUUAUACACUUUUUGAGUCGAACAUGAGUGAUCUAUGUUAAUAAUUUCUUGGUUUUUUGGUGUUGCCUGGUCUAAACGGCAUGCAUGGUUUUGAUUUGGUGCAUGAUGAGGUUUUGAUUGCCGGAUUUGGGUGAAAGGGUCAUGCUGUUGGAGAUAUUCCCGGAGUCCGUUUUAAGGUUGUUAAGGUUUCUGGUGUGUCACUUCUAGCUCUUUUCAAAGAGAAGGAGAAGCCCAGGUCUUAAAAUUUACUGAUAGUAAUAAGAAUUUAGCUUUCAGUUUCUUUUCUUUCCUGAAAGCCUAGUGUUUGGGAUUUUGUAAUGAAGGAUUUGUGAACAAUGUUUUUUAUUGAUCCAACUCAAAAACUGCCCUUUUUGUUUCA